AGGAGAGGGACCGUUAGAGAGCAGGCCUGCACAUUGGUCUUCUUUGGCCAAAGAAGGCGAAUGCACAUUUUGGGUUGAAUUGGCUUCUUAACGAACAAUAAGCUGUCAUGAUGCAAGUGGCGAGUUUUCUCCCGCUCUUCCUGACCCUCUCCGCUGAAGUGAAGCGCGCAGCCGCGGGUCCCGGCGCCGGACAGAACACAUGGGAACGCUUUAAUAAACUCCCCUAUCCCUACGACCAGGCUUUCCUCUACGACACCUUCCCCGAUGGGUUCAUGUGGUCUGUGGGCACCGCGUCUUACUCCGUGGAAGGGGCGUUCGAGAAGGACGGCAAGGGACUGUCCGUGUGGGACACCUUCACUCGCGGUGGGAACCGGAAAGCCAUGGGCGACGUGGGAAGUGACAGCUAUCACAACAUCCAGGGCGACAUCCGUGCGCUCCAGCAACUCGGCGUCAGUCAUUACAGGUUCUCUCUAUCUUGGCCCCGGAUCUUCUCGAACGGCACCCGCAGCAGCUACAACGAAAGAGGAGUAGCGUACUACAAAACUCUUAUUCAGAAACUUAAGGAGAUAGGAGUGCAGCCGGUCGUUACGCUGUACCACUGGGACCUGCCCGACGUCCUGCAACGGCUCUACGGCGGAUGGAGUAACCCGAUUUUGGUGGACCUCUUCAAAGACUACGCCGACUUUUGCUUCGAAACUUUCGGCGACGACGUGAAAUUCUGGAUCACGAUUGACAACCCGUUCGUUGUGGCCUGGCACGGAUAUGGAACAGGGAUUAUGGCACCCGGGAUAAAAAAUGACCCGGACUUGCCUUUCAAAGUCGGACAUAUUCUCCUGAAGGCUCACGCGGCCGCCUGGCACGUGUACGACGAGCGGUACCGCCCCCUGCAGGGCGGGAGGGUCUCCAUGGCGCUGGGCUCGCACUGGAUCGGGCCGAGCCGGUCCCGGCGGGAGAACCGGGCCGCUCUGCCGGCCUGCCAGUGCUCGCUGAACUCCGUGCUGGGCUGGUUCGCCCGGCCCCUGUUCGGCGACGGCGACUACCCGCAGUGCAUGAGGGCGCGCCUGGGCCCCAGGCUGCCCUCGUUCUCCCGCGCCGAGCGGGCGCUGGUCAACGGCACGGCGGACUUCUUCGCCCUGUCCUUCGGGCCGUCGCUGAGCUUCCAGCUGAACGACGACGGCCUGAAGCAGGGCCAGCGCGAGGAGCUGGACCUGCGCAUGCUGCUGUACUGGGUCCGGGCCGAGUACGACGACCCCGACGUCUUCGUGGUGGAGAACGGCUGGUACGUCAACGGCAACUCCCGCACCGAGGACCCCAAGCACAUGUACUACCUGAAGAGGUUCAUCAUGGAGACGCUCAAGUCGAUCCGGUACGAUAAGGUGCGGGUGAUCGGCUACACGGCCUGGUCGCUGGUGGACGGGUUCGAGUGGUACCGCGAGUACACGGUGCGGAGGGGCCUGUUCUACGUGGACUUCCACACGCCCGACAUGAGGCGCGAGCCCAAGACCUCCGCCAAGUUCUACAGGAAGCUCAUCGAGAGCAACGGCUUCCCGCCGCUGCCCGAGAACAUGGCCGCCAGCGGGGUCUUCCCCUGCAACUUCACCUGGGGCGUGGCCGCCAACUCCAUACAGGUGGAGACCGCGCCCUCCCGGUUCGCGGACCCCAGCGUCUACAUCUGGAACAUGACGGGCAACGGGGAGCUGCGGAGGCUGGAGGGCGCCCGGGCCCCGCCCGCCCCCCGGCGGACGCCCCGCUGCGCGGACUACGCCACGGUGCGGCGGCAGGUCUCCCAGCUGCAGCGCCUGCGCGUCAGCCACUUCCACUUCAGCCUGAACUGGUCCACCCUGGUGCCCACGGGCAACGCCUCGCACGCCAACGCCUCGCUGCUGGGCUACUACCGCUGCUUCGCCCGCGAGCUGCUGCGCGCCAACGUCACGCCCGCCGUCUCGCUCUGGCACUACAUCCGCGACAAGUCCAGCCUGCCGGCGCCGCUGGAGGCCCGCGGAGGCUGGCGCGGCCCGGACACGGUGGCCGCCUUCGCCGAGUACGCCCGCCUCUGCUUCCGCCAGCUGGGCGCCUACGUCAAGUUCUGGAUCACGCUCAACGAGCCCAACGCCAAGAAGCUGAGCUACGAGGUGGGCCACAACCUGCUGCGGGCGCACGCCCUGGCGUGGCGCGCCUACGACCGCGAGUUCCGCCGCAGCCAGGGCGGGAAGAUCUCGCUCACGCUGCACGCCGACUGGGUGGAGCCCGCCUACUCCUUCAACCGGCACGACGUGGACCCCGCCAACCGCAUCCUGGACUUCUGCGUGGGCUGGUUCGCCCAGCCCGUCUUCGGCGACGGGGACUACCCGGCGGGCAUGCGCUCCUGGCUGCAGCAGAGGACCACGCUGGACCUGUUCAGCCACCACCUGCCGGUGUUCAGCCCCGCCGACCGGCAGCUGGUGAGGGGCACCUUCGACUUCUUCGCCCUCAGCCACUUCUCCACCACCAUGGUGUCGGACGUGAUGGAGAACCCCUACAGCUUCGAGGCCCUGCUGGAGGUGCACUACAUCUACGACACCACCUGGAUCAUGUCCCCCCGCCGGGGGUCGCCCGUCGUGCCCUGGGGGCUCCGGAAGGUCCUCGGCUGGAUCGACUCCAAGUACAAGGGCGUGCCCAUCUACAUCAUGUCCAACGGGGUGGACGAGGACCCGGCACGCUUCAAGGACAGCCUGCGCGUGUACUACCUCUACAACUACAUCAACGAAGCUCUCAAAGCGUAUAAGCUGGACGGGGUGAACCUGCAGGGCUACUUCGCCUACGCGCUGACUGACGAGCGGGAUCCGGGCUUCGGCAUGUACGGACACGUCAACGACGACUACAUCGUCAAGUCCUCGCUGCACCACUACCGCAACAUCAUCGACCACAACGGUUUCCCCGCGCCCUCCGCCAGCCCCCAGCAGUGCCCCCCCCUGCCCCAGCCCUGUCCCGGCUGCCACCUCUUCUCCAAGCGCCCAAUCAUGGGCUUCCUCUCCCUGGUCGGCUCCGCCCUCCUCGUCUCCGUGGGGAUGAUUAUAUACUACGCCACUAAGAGGCAUAAAUGACCAAACUAACCGAACAAAAUGAUGUCUCUGUCACUACAGCACGGACUUGCUGCCCCCCCCCCCUCACCCUCCUGGUUGUUUCUCUUGAUUUCUUCUCCUGGGGGAGGGAGGAAUGGGUGCUUGUGAGCAGGGGUGUUGCUGUUCUUUAUUGUGUGAUGACUGUGACCUCUGACCUCUUCUGAUGGAUGAUGGGAUCACGUCAUCAGCAGGUCACAGGUCUGCGCCAAGCUUUCCCUCCCAAAAAACAGUCAGUCAGUCAGUUGCAUGCCGAGGUGGACCAAUGACACACGAGGACCAAGAAUGGGGGGUGUGGCCUUGAGCAGGUGACUCAUGCCGUUGGGUAUUCUGACUAAAGAAACCAGUGUAGCAGCAGCUCAAAACGUACUGCCGGUUCCAGCACUGCAGGUGGGCUGUACAAUAACCAACCUGUCAUCUGUUAUGUGUGCUGCACUAGCUACAGAGUGGGCCUAAUUGCCCCCUUAUGUCAGGAUAUAUUUUAGUGGUGGGGCCACAGAAACCAGUAGAAUACAGACCAUUUUCAUUUUUGUUAAUAAACUGAAGGUUGCACUGGUAAGAUUGUCAUAUACAGAAGUUUCCCUCCAUGAUAGGAGUAAUUUAUAGGAUCUGUUUAUCAAUAAUUGUUUGAUUUACAGAGAAGUAUUUUCUAUUGUCUUGCCAUAGGUUACUGAACUGCAUCACCAUGAAACUGUACUAUUUGAUACCAGUUACUUUUUUUCUCCUUCUGUGAUCUGGUUGCCUCAUAUUGAAAUCAAGAAUCUAGUUUGGAAACAAAUGUCUCCAAAAUGUAUAAUUACCUGUAAUGUUUUAUGUCACUAUAUUAUUUAUUUAAAUAGAAUGCACACAGAAUAUGGUAAAAUUGACAUGCAUACUAUGUAUGGGGAUUUAUUUCACUAGUAAUUACAUACUACACAGAGGGUGUAUAUAUUUAUUUACUUACAGUGUGCAUAUUUUCAGUCUUUCAGGAUUCAAUAAAAGUCUUAAUCUCUUCACAGCAUCUAAGCAGCUGUUUUUAUUGCUCUGUUCUACCUGCUCAUUUGAACUGUUUGUACCUUUGCUUGUAAUUGAUUCACCAGGAUCAUAUUGCUUGAAAACCCAAAUAUUAGCUCUUGUUGAACAAUAAAUGCACUGAUUACAA
Conger conger (European conger) is the source of this 4239-nucleotide messenger RNA. It is a transcript of the gene kl, whose product is annotated as klotho. NCBI's taxonomy places the organism in Eukaryota, Metazoa, Chordata, Actinopteri, Anguilliformes, Congridae. Gene Ontology annotation, biological process: carbohydrate metabolic process. The transcript has 5 exons. The record is from RefSeq and is a predicted model, not a curated record. The coding region runs from base 108 to 3083 and encodes 991 amino acids. Gene Ontology annotation, molecular function: hydrolase activity, hydrolyzing O-glycosyl compounds.